AGAAAGAGAGAGGAAACUCUGGUUGUCUCUUCUCAACUCUUCUUCUCUCUGCAUGUAGUAUAUUUGGUGACGACUCUCACGCGGAAUUCUGCAGAUCAAUUCACAUCAUUCAUUCAAAUUUCAAACCUAUUUAUUCUGUGUCCUCUUUCUUUCAUGAUUUUCUGAAAGAUUUCAACUGAGAAUUUGGGUACUGACUCACUGAUUUGGUGGAAAAUUGGAGGUAUAGAUCUUCAGAAAUCUGUUUUUCAUAUGUUCAGGAAAUUUUAAUAGCCCUCUUUCUGGCCUUUAAAGUUCUUGCUGUUGUUUUCGUUUGAAAAUAUUUAUUCCUUUUUGUCCUCUUUUUAGUUUCCCUCUUUGCUGUUUCGCCACUUCUCAAAAAAAAAAAACCAAAAGGACCAGCAGACAAAUCCAUUUGGUUUCAAUUCUUCUAUUUCCUUAUCAUUUUUAAGCUCAAAAUUCACUUGGAACACUAUAUUCCUCACAUACCCUUUUUCAUCUUUGGAUCAAUAUGCAAGACCCAUCAAUUUAUUCACAAAUUAAGCCUCAAUUCCCAGAGCAAGAACACCUGAAAUGCCCCAGAUGUGAUUCACCAAACACAAAGUUCUGCUACUACAACAAUUACAACCUUUCUCAGCCACGCCACUAUUGCAAAAGCUGUCGAAGGUAUUGGACUAAAGGCGGUACUCUUCGCAACAUCCCAGUUGGUGGAGGCUCUCGUAAGAGCACGAAACGAUCUUCAUCGUCCAGUAAGAAAAGCUCCUCAACGACGACUUCAUCCUUUGCAACUCCUCCAUUAACUUCCUCUGUUUCAUGUUCUUCACCCACAAAUCCAAAACCAGAGCCUUUUGGUGUACCUGCAAUUCCAUCUUUUGAUGUAACUACUGGGCCAUUCAGCUCACUGUUGGCGUCAACCGAGCCGCAAUUUGGGAAUUUUCUCGAAGCUUUGAAUCCGAAUAAUAAUGGGUCCAGUUUGCAGUUGGGUAACCCAAUUUCCAGUUCGGGCUCGGGUUCGGGCUCUAAUCAUCAAAAUGGGAAUAAUGCAUAUUUGGGUGUUCAAAAUGGUGGAGAAUCUAAUAAUUGUUGGAAUGGUGGUAACAAUGCUUGGCCUGAUCUUGCAAUUUUCACACCAGGUUCCAAUUUCCAAUAAAGAAUAUUAGAGAUAAAAUUGAUUUGCUGGAUGAUGUGUUGGGGCAUGGUGAAAGUCAUUGUAGAUACCAGUUUAAUACUUAUUGAAGAGUUCUUGACUUGUUACAAAGUCUUAGAAGGACUAGACAAGAUCUCAACUUUUGCCUUAACUCGAUACUCUGUCUUAUCUUUUUUGCCCCCCCUUUUUAGUGUUUUUUGUUUGUAACAAUUAAUUUAUUAGAUCUCCUUCUUCCUCCA
Messenger RNA from Solanum dulcamara, 1383 nucleotides. RefSeq names its product dof zinc finger protein DOF3.1-like. The record is from RefSeq and is a predicted model, not a curated record. The transcript is spliced from 2 exons. Gene Ontology annotation, molecular function: DNA binding; DNA-binding transcription factor activity. Bases 509 to 1147 code for a protein of 212 amino acids. Lineage: Eukaryota; Viridiplantae; Streptophyta; Magnoliopsida; Solanales; Solanaceae. Gene Ontology annotation, biological process: regulation of DNA-templated transcription.